GCUGCCUAAGGCGGAAGUGGGAGCCACCGGCCUCCCGGGCGGAACUACCGCUCCCAGGGGCGCCCGCGGCGCCGCGCACGCGCGCUGGCGUGGCGGCAUCGCCGCUGCAGGACGCAGGGAAGCCAACAGGCGAGUGGCGAAGGUGGCGGCAGCGGCGGCGGGGGUAGUCACCGGCGAAGGCGACGGCUCCGAGGCCGAGUGGCGGUCCGGCAGAGUCCUCCGUGUCCUCCUCCGCAUGAGCCCCGUGGAUCUGGCUCUGUCACCCAGGCUCGAGUGCAGUGACGUGAUCUCAGCUCACUGUAACCUCCACCUCCCGGGUUCAAGCGAUCCUCCCAUCUGAGCCUUCCAAGUAGCUGGGAUUCAGUGAUCAGUCUUUGAGCCUUUCCCACACUGAAGAUGGUGAAGCUAGAUAUUCAUACUCUGGCUCAUCACCUCAAGCAGGAACGCUUAUAUGUAAACUCUGAGAAACAGCUUAUUCAGAGGCUCAAUGCAGAUGUACUUAAGACAGCUGAAAAGCUGUAUCGUACAGCAUGGAUUGCGAAGCAACAGAGAAUCAAUUUGGAUCGGCUUAUCAUAACCAGUGCUGAAGCUUCCCCUGCUGAAUGUUGCCAACAUGCCAAAAUUUUGGAAGAUACACAAUUUGUUGAUGGGUAUAAGCAAUUGGGAUUUCAGGAGACUGCUUAUGGAGAAUUCUUGAGUCGAUUAAGGGAAAAUCCUCGUCUUAUUGCCUCCUCUUUGGUUGCUGGAGAGAAACUUAAUCAGGAGAACACACAAAGUGUUAUUUACACAGUUUUUACGUCCCUGUAUGGCAAUUGCAUCAUGCAAGAAGAUGAAAGCUACCUCCUUCAGGUUUUGCGAUACUUGAUUGAAUUUGAACUUAAAGAAAGUGACAACCCUAGGCGACUUUUGAGGAGAGGAACUUGUGCCUUCAGCAUCUUAUUUAAACUUUUUUCUGAAGGACUGUUUUCUGCCAAACUUUUCCUCACAGCCACUUUACAUGAGCCAAUUAUGCAACUCCUUGUUGAAGAUGAAGAUCACCUGGAAACAGAUCCAAACAAGCUAAUUGAGAGGUUCUCCCCAUCUCAGCAGGAAAAACUCUUUGGAGAGAAGGGCUCAGACAGAUUCAGGCAAAAAGUUCAAGAAAUGGUGGAGUCCAAUGAAGCCAAACUAGUGGCUUUGGUGAACAAAUUUAUUGGUUAUCUCAAACAGAACACAUAUUGUUUUCCACAUAGUUUAAGGUGGAUCGUGUCUCAGAUGUAUAAAACCCUCUCCUGUGUAGAUAGGCUGGAAGUAGGGGAGGUCCGGGCAAUGUGUACUGAUCUCCUGUUGGCCUGCUUCAUUUGUCCUGCAGUUGUCAAUCCAGAACAGUAUGGAAUAAUUUCUGAUGCUCCUAUUAAUGAGGUAGCACGAUUUAAUCUGAUGCAGGUAGGCCGCCUUUUGCAGCAGUUAGCAAUGACUGGCUCUGAAGAAGGAGAUCCCCGAACAAAGAGCAGCCUUGGAAAAUUUGACAAAAGCUGUGUUGCCGCGUUCCUUGAUGUUGUGAUUGGGGGCCGUGCAGUGGAGACCCCUCCAUUGUCUUCCGUUAAUCUUCUGGAAGGAUUGAGCAGAACUGUGGUUUAUAUAACCUAUAGUCAGCUUAUUACUCUGGUGAAUUUUAUGAAGAGUGUGAUGUCUGGAGAUCAACUGAGAGAAGAUAGAAUGGCUCUUGACAAUUUAUUGGCAAACCUACCCCCGGCCAAGCCAGGAAAAAGCAGCAGUUUAGAAAUGACUCCCUACAAUACGCCUCAGCUGUCUCCGGCAACCACUCCAGCAAAUAAAAAGAAUCGAUUACCUAUAGCAACUCGGAGCAGAAGCCGCACCAACAUGCUAAUGGACCUACAUAUGGACCAUGAAGGAUCAUCUCAAGAAACGAUCCAGGAGGUGCAACCAGAAGAGGUGUUGGUCAUUUCCUUAGGGACAGGUCCCCAGCUUACUCCAGGGAUGAUGUCAGAAAAUGAGGUUCUAAACAUGCAUCUUUCGGAUGGAGGACAAGGCGAUGUCCCUGUUGAUGAAAACAAACUCCAUGGUAAACCUGAUAAAACCUUGCGCUUUUCCCUCUGCAGUGAUAAUCUGGAAGGAAUAUCUGAAGGUCCUUCAAAUCGCUCCAAUUCAGUGUCCUCCCUAGACCUGGAAGGAGAGUCUGUGUCAGAACUUGGAGCAGGACCUUCUGGCAGUAAUGGAGUUGAAGCUCUACAACUGUUAGAACAUGAGCAAGCUACAACACAGGAUAACCUUGAUGAUAAGCUAAGGAAGUUUGAAAUUCGUGACAUGAUGGGAUUAACAGAUGAUAGGGACAUAUCAGAAACAGUGAGUGAGACCUGGAGUACAGACGUCUUGGGGAGUGACUUUGACCCUAAUAUUGAUGAAGAUCGCUUGCAAGAAAUUGCAGGUGCUGCAGCAGAGAACAUGUUAGGCAGUUUACUGUGCCUCCCAGGUUCAGGGUCAGUGCUUCUUGACCCCUGCACUGGUUCUACCAUAUCAGAGACAACAAGUGAAGCUUGGAGUGUAGAGGUAUUGCCAAGUGACUCAGAGGCCCCAGACCUAAAGCAGGAGGAGCGUCUACAAGAACUGGAGAGCUGUUCUGGACUGGGUAGCACAUCUGAUGAUACGGAUGUCAGGGAGGUCAGUUCCCGCCCCAGCACACCAGGCCUCAGUGUUGUGUCCGGCAUAAGUGCAACCUCUGAGGAUAUUCCCAAUAAGAUUGAAGACUUGAGAUCUGAAUGCAGCUCUGAUUUUGGGGGUAAAGAUUCUGUCACUAGUCCAGACAUGGAUGAAAUAACUCAUGGUGCCCACCAGCUGACCUCUCCUCCUUCUCAGUCAGAGUCUCUGCUGGCCAUGUUUGAUCCACUGUCUUCACAUGAAGGGGCUUCUGCUGUGGUAAGGCCAAAGGUUCACUAUGCUAGGCCAUCGCAUCCACCACCAGAUCCCCCAAUCCUGGAAGGAGCUGUGGGAGGAAAUGAGGCCAGGUUGCCAAACUUUGGUUCCCAUGUUUUAACUCCAGCCGAAUUGGAGGCAUUCAAGCAAAGGCAUUCUUACCCUGAGAGACUAGUUCGAAGCAGGAGCUCUGAUAUAGUAUCUUCUGUCCGGAGACCCAUGAGUGACCCCAGCUGGAACCGGCGUCCAGGAAAUGAAGAGCGAGAACUCCCUCCAGCUGCAGUCAUUGGUGCUACUUCUUUGGUGGCUGCACCUCAUUCAUCAUCUUCAUCCCCGAGUAAGGACUCCUCAAGAGGAGAGACUGAAGAACGCAAAGAUAGCGAUGAUGAGAAAUCAGACAGAAACAGACCUUGGUGGAGAAAACGUUUUGUUUCAGCCAUGCCUAAAGCUCCUAUACCAUUUAGAAAGAAAGAAAAACAAGAAAAAGACAAAGAUGAUCUGGGGCCUGACAGAUUCUCAACACUCACAGAUGAUCCCAGCCCUAGACUCAGUGCACAAGCUCAGGUCGCUGAGGAUAUUCUGGACAAAUACAGGAAUGCCAUUAAACGGACCAGCCCCAGUGAUGGAGCAAUGGCAAACUAUGAAAGUACAGAGGUUUUGGGUGAUGGUGAAAGUGCACAUGAUUCUCCCCGUGACGAGGCACUGCAGAACAUCUCAGCUGAUGAUCUCCCAGACUCUGCGAGCCAGGCAGCCCACCCGCAGGAUUCAGCUUUCUCUUACAGAGAUGCGAAAAAGAAACUGAGGCUUGCUCUUUGCUCUGCGGACUCUGUUGCCUUCCCAGUGCUGACCCACUCAACAAGGAAUGGUUUACCAGACCACACAGACCCAGAAGACAAUGAAAUUGUAUGCUUCUUAAAAGUUCAAAUAGCUGAAGCAAUUAAUUUACAAGAUAAGAACUUAAUGGCUCAACUUCAAGAAACAAUGCGCUGUGUGUGCCGUUUUGAUAAUAGAACUUGUAGGAAACUGCUGGCUUCUAUUGCUGAGGACUACAGAAAAAGAGCCCCAUAUAUUGCUUAUCUCACUCGUUGUCGACAAGGACUACAGACUACACAGGCUCACCUGGAAAGGCUAUUGCAAAGGGUUUUGCGAGACAAAGAAGUGGCCAAUCGAUACUUUACCACCGUCUGUGUGAGAUUACUGCUUGAGAGCAAAGAAAAGAAGAUCAGGGAAUUCAUUCAAGACUUUCAGAAACUCACCGCAGCUGAUGAUAAAACUGCUCAGGUAGAAGAUUUUCUGCAGUUUCUUUAUGGUGCAAUGGCCCAGGAUGUCAUAUGGCAAAACGCAAGUGAAGAACAGCUUCAAGAUGCACAGCUGGCCAUUGAGCGAAGCGUGAUGAACCGGAUUUUCAAGCUCGCCUUCUACCCUAAUCAGGAUGGGGACAUACUUCGCGACCAGGUUCUUCAUGAACAUAUCCAGAGAUUAUCUAAAGUAGUGACUGCAAAUCACAGAGCUCUUCAGAUACCAGAGGUUUAUCUUCGAGAAGCACCAUGGCCAUCUGCACAAUCAGAAAUCAGGACAAUAAGUGCUUAUAAAACCCCCCGGGACAAAGUGCAGUGCAUCCUGAGAAUGUGCUCUACGAUUAUGAACCUCCUGAGCCUGGCCAAUGAGGACUCUGUCCCUGGAGCAGAUGACUUUGUUCCUGUGUUGGUGUUUGUGUUGAUAAAGGCAAAUCCACCCUGUUUGCUGUCUACUGUGCAGUAUAUCAGUAGCUUUUAUGCUAGCUGUCUGUCUGGAGAGGAGUCCUAUUGGUGGAUGCAGUUCACAGCAGCAGUAGAAUUCAUUAAAACCAUCGAUGACCGAAAGUGACCAAGACCAAGGCCCACCAAGGCAGCAGACUGUUAAUCAAACAAACAGAUCUCUAAGAAGGCGCAUCAGCUGCUUUGAAGGCCGAAGAUUGUUUUUGUAUAAUAUUGUACAGCUUCAGGCAUUUUAAAGCAGAUCUUUACUAAACAGGUUAAUGAGCUAACAAGCAGGUUCUCUCGUCUUUGGGCUCUUUCCUUUCUGAGUUGCAUAUUCUAUUUUCUUGUCCCCAAGUAGAGACUAGUACUACAAAAAGGGACCACAUUUUUCAGGUAUUUCUAAAUAUUAAAAAACAGAACAAAAAUCUCUUAGAAAAUUUCUAGACCUCCAUUCUUGGAUGCCCUUUCUUUCCUUUUAUUUUAAAAAAGAACAGUACCCCUCUUUUAAGAUGCUGUCUUAUAUUAAUGUGCAUCUAAUGGAAAGAAGAUAUGAGUUGCACUGAGGAUUAUAAUAGUGGUACAUUAGUGGCAUUAUCUAUAAAUACACUCACCUAAAUUGAAAAGCUAAGAAGGAAAUGUAAAUAUAAUAUAUAUUUAUAUUUGAUGUAAUAUGGACAUCUGCAGAUUCUAAUAAACAAGGACUAUUGCUGAUAGUAGGCUGUGACAUACUGUCUUGUGAAAUGGUUUCCUUGACAAGAUUUAAGCUGAGCUUAAAAGUAAAAAACAAAAAGUACACAGAAAUAUUUAUUAAAAUGUAAUACAGUUUAUUGGACUUUCUAAGUAUGGCGUUUGAUGGACAGGGCUGUCUUUAAUGAGUGUGAAAGUUACUAAGUCACUUAGACAUCUCACCGUGGAAGUUUGUGAGCCUGCAUUAGGAGAUAGACUGAUUACCAUACACGACGUAAAAAGGAACAGUGGAUAGCUCAUACUUUAUGGUGGUUCUUCUCCUCCGAAAUAAUAUACUGCAGAAAUCCCAGACAGAGCUCCUUACAAACCUUUAAUUGUAAUAUAUUUUUGAUGAUUAUUCACAUUGAAUGCACAGACCAAGAAUUCAGUGAAUGUCAUUUUUUAAAAAACUAAUUUGUAUUGUUUGCUCUAGUGAUACAAGUUUUACUAGUGAUAAACUAUUUUAAUCAACCAUACUAUUCUUACGGAAAAAAAAAAAUCUAUUUUGGCAGGUUUCUGUGCCUUUAUUUCCCUCUUCUGAAAAAAAGUCUGUGUUUUCAUAGUUUGGUUUGCAUUGUAUAUCAAUAAUUAAUCAGGAAUGGUUUUUGGUGCCUGAAAAAUUGGCCAAGGAGGCACACCAAAGCUUCAAGCACAAGUCUUGUACGUGGGCCAUCACUGUCUGGUUUCACUUUGUGUGUUUCCUAAACACAUUUAGCUGCUUUUAUAACAAACUCAGCCCCAUACUUGAGUCCCUUGUUGUUGGGAGCAUUUCCAGGCAUCUUUUAAGGAAACUGUGACAAACAGCCUUGGGCAGAUGAAUACGGAGGCUGUCUGCUGUCCGUCUCUGAGAUCUUCGUGUCUGGGAAUGCCUAAAGAUUUUAUUUUUUUUCUUUGUUUUUAUUUUAUUUUUUGAGACAGAGUCUCAUCCUGUCGCCCAGGCUGGAGCGCAGUGGUGCGAUCUUGGCCCACUGCAACCUCCACCUCCCGGUUCAAGUGAUUCCCCUGCCUCAGCCUCCCAAGUAGCUGGAACUAUAGGCGUGUGCCACCACGCCCAGCUAAUUUUUGUAUUUUUAGUAGAAACGAGGUUUCACCAUGUUGGCCAGUAUGGUCUUGAUCUCCUGACCUCGUGAUCCACCCGCCUUUGCCUUCCAAAGUGCUGGGAUUACAGGCAUGAGCCACCGCACCCAGCCAGAAACUAGAUUUUCUUUAUGUCUCCACCCCUUCUUAUUCAUUUACUUUACAAUACCAAAAUAAAUUGCAUAGGAGUGUGGGAUGUGGUUUCUGCCUUCUAGAGAGAGAUGAGAAUUAAACUAGUACUACGAAAUAUCCUUUUGAAUGUUAGGUCAAGAAAUCCAUGUACAGAGUCGUGAGCUUCAUGGGCUGUAACUGCCAAACUUGCCCUGUGUUAGAAGUUAAAUCCCAUCGUAAAUACAUCACGAGGCCAGCUGUGUGAUCUGAGACCUAGAUGGGAGUUCAUUUACUUCAGCCUUUGAUUGAGUAAAUGUUAAGCAGAAGACUUCGAAUGGUUGAAAUUCAUUGUUACAGGAUUUUACUCAUAAACCAGUGAGAGAUUUUUUUUUCUCCACAAUGGUUGCUAAGUCUAUUCCAUGUUAACACUGUGGAAAUAAAUAUGAAGAUGUGGACAUUGCAUUGGGGCUCUUUUCUGUGGAAGAGAAGGUGGUGGGAUUGGGGUGAAGGGCUACACUGAAGGCAGGAGAUAGGGCUCUGCCUUGUUGGAGCCAGGGCUGAGGAUAGACCCCCAGAGAUUUGGUAUCUGUGACACCUCUAAAAUAGGUUCGGGUGCUCAUGACUCUGUAACUGGCGGAGGAGCACAGCACAGCUGUUGCAGGGGCGGCUAAGGUUUCCUCUGAACAUACUGUCAGGAGCAAGGACUACUUCGGCAUUAACCAUCACUGGUUUGAUUUCUUGACAGGUACAUGAGAUGGGGAGUGAUCUGAUUUUUUUUUUUUUUUUUAGAAAAGAGGAAUAGUUGUUCCCCAAGUGUUUCUUCCUCCAUUGCCCUCCCAUACUUGUUUUACACGAAAGAUUAGUGUAAAAGUGCAAAAUCAGCCCUGGAAACAUUCGGUAGCCACCGAUUACUACAUACAAUUUACAAAGUGGAUGUUAAAUGGAGAGAGAGUUGGCUCAGUGCCCCUGAAAUCUUGUAGGAUUAACUUCUCUGAGGAAAAGAAAAACCAAGUUUGCAUUUUGUAUUAACAUUCUGCUUUUAGAAGUAAUAGAAAUACAAGUUGAAGAUUAUCUUUACUUACAAAAUUAUAUUUUAAUUUUUUUUGAGACACAGUCUUUCUCUGUCACCCAGUCAGGAGUGCAGUGGCGUGAUCUCGGCUCACUGCAACCACCGUCUCCCAGUCUCAAGUGAUUCUCAUGGCUCAGCCGCCCUGGUUGCUCAGAUUACAAGUGUGUGCCACCACACCCAGCUAAUUUUUUGUAUUUUUUUGGUAGAGACAGGGUUUUGCCAUGUUGGCCAGGCUGGUCUUGAACUCCCGGCCUCAAGUGAUCCGCCUGCCUCAGGUUCCCAAAGUGCUGGGAUUACAGGCGUGAGCCACCGCGCCCAACCACAAAAUUAUAUAUAUAUAUUUAAACAUGUCAAACAUUUUGCUUGCUUGCUUCAUUUUAGGUAAAAUCUCAGCCACAGUAAUUGCUUUCUUCUGCUUUUUCUUUAUAAAAACCUGCUUAUGAAAGCCUUCUUAUACAGAUAGUUAAAUCGCUGUAGUAGGAGGCUCAGGUUUUCUCAGGGAUUACAAAUAGGUAUGCUGCAUGGUUUUUCUUUUCCUAUGUCCUGGAAGCCUUUGUUUAAAGUGGGCUUUACAAAUGUGUCCCUGAGGUCCAUGAUCAAGAGAACAAUCCCAGCCCGAAUACAGGGGCUGUGUUCUUGCCGUAAGAAUCUGUAGCUGACUGGUGUGCUGUCCCCUGGCACUCUUUUUCCUGUUGUUUGCUAUGGGAAUUUCCACUUUGGAGCAAGUAAGAUCACCUAGGUGUUUUAAAAUUGUUUUUCUCCUAUGUGAUUGGGUGUGAAGAGGGAAAGUAGGAAUACACUCAGAAUUAUUACUGGAUUGCACAGAAGUGAUAGAAGUGUAGUGGGAUUCACUUCCUCAAUUGGUGCUUCCUAGAUUUUUCUCUCCUGUCUCUUCCUGCUUUGUUUCUUUAAAGGAAAAUCUGUUGUCUCUCUUUUUAAAUAUUUAGUGAGUUUAUUUUGUACACAAUUGCUUUAAUUUUGAGGAAAGUAAAUCCAAAAUGAUCUUGAAGCCCAAAGGAUUUUUAGUAAGUGGAUUAACAGUGAUGAGGUAUUUGCGAUACUCUAAAUGCCAAAAUGCUUGAGAACUUUGCCAGGUUAAAAAUUACUUAAUAUAUUUUAGAAUGUAAGUUAGAAAGUAGUAGGACAAGGAAUAGCUUUAUUGCUCUUGAGAACACUUGGAGAAAUGAAAAUAUAGUUUGCUUCCGUGUUAAGUUGUGAUUGAGCUAUGGAGUGACCCUGGAGCUGCCGCAUUCCACAGGCCUGACCUCAUCAAGGGUUCAAUUCAAGAGGACGUCUCCACUUGGAUAAUGGCAGACAGUGUGGGUAGGGGCCGUGCACCAGGGGAAUUCAUCUCUGUCAAAUUAAUACUCUCCUGUCUACUGGAUUCUUCUUGUGCUUCACCUGGAUUAAAAAGCUGUACUGCCUCUUUUGAAACUGAUGAAACCUUUCUAUAAGUCUCAAUUAAUGAGCUUGCACAAUCUUGUAUAUGUACAGGGAACCCAUCCUGUCUCCUAAUGUGAGUAGUACUGUAAAACAUUCUAUAAAACUGAUUAAAAAGGGAGAGCAGUUUGAUUC
Molecule: messenger RNA, 9210 nt
Organism: Piliocolobus tephrosceles (Ugandan red Colobus)
Lineage: Eukaryota; Metazoa; Chordata; Mammalia; Primates; Cercopithecidae
Gene: GAPVD1
Product: GTPase activating protein and VPS9 domains 1
Exons: 27
Coding region: 397-4779 (1460 amino acids)
Biological process (GO): vesicle-mediated transport; mitotic actomyosin contractile ring assembly actin filament organization; regulation of GTPase activity
Cellular component (GO): cell cortex; endocytic vesicle; cytosol
Molecular function (GO): GTPase activator activity; guanyl-nucleotide exchange factor activity; calmodulin binding
Source: RefSeq, a predicted model, not a curated record